ACUGAAUUCAAAUGUGCCGCCACGCCACCGGCAAUCAGCCGCGCCGCCGCGGCCGCCACGUGCUCUUCUUGGUAAACAAAACAGAAGCUGCUUGCUGGUCACAUGUGUAUGCAUUUGAAGCAGUCUGGCUGUUCUGCUUCAUUUGAUUAAAAGGCUCUUGUACUCAAGAUAAUAAGACUUGAGUGAUGCAGAGGUAUCUUAUAUUCUUCUCCUACAUAGGUACAAGGUUUCGGGGAGCACAGACGCAGCUGCCUCCCAAUGUUCUCCCCCGAGUGCCGGGUGCUAGCCGUAUGGGCGAGCUGGAGGACCGCGCCACGGUCCAGGGACUGUUCAAUGUUGCCCUGAAGCGGUUCAAACCGCUGAACACGCCUGUCCUCGUGCUGUCCAGCCGGACGGAUGCGGGCGUGCAUGCGCUGAGCAGCAGCGGCCACUGUGACCUGCUCCAUCCCCGACACGAGCUCGGCGCCAAAUACCAGCCGGACUUCAUCCGCAACGGACUCAACCGCUACUUCGACAAAGCCAAGGCUGAAGUUAGCGUGCACCGCGUGCUGCCGGUCCCGGAGUCGGUACACGCCCGGUACUCGGCCGCCGGCCGGGAGUACCUGUACCGACUGGGAGUGGUACGGGACCACGCCUGGCCCGACGGCAGUGACGGGAGGACGGUCAGGGCGCUGACUCCGAUUGGAGAACGCUACCGCAGCUACGUGGUCGGCGGCGAGUUCUGCCUGGCGCGUGUGCGGCAGUGCGCCGCCCUGCUCAGCGGCGAGCACGACUUCCGCACGUUCAUGGGCUCCCAGAACCGGCCGCAAGAGGACGUGCGCACUCUGCGCGACCUGCAGAUCGAAAUCACACCCGGCGGCACGGCCGUGCCCAGCCCCGACAUCGACUUCUGGAACAUCCACUUUCGCAGCCAGGGCUUCCUCUUCAGACAGGUGCGCCGCACUGUGGGUGUCCUGGUGUCGUGCGGCCGCGGCAAGAUGUCACUGGACGACGUGCGUCACAUGCUGGAGAACCCCGACAAAGGGAGUUGGAACUCGCUGGCGGCCACUGCGCCGCCGCACGGCCUCUACCUGAGCAGAGUCACCUACCGACUGGGCCCGACUGAGGGGGGCGGAGGGAUAGCGACUGAAGGUGGAGGGAGGCCGGCUAAGGAUAAAGGAACGCCGGCUGAGGAUGGCAAAGGCGAGAAAGGACAGGACAGGAAAGAGGAUAGGACAGACACAGUGCCGCCAGCGGAUCAUACCGUAUGUGUAGAUUUAGAGUCAGCUCGUGACCGGGAAUCGCCCAGUGAAGAGCUGUCUGGACGGCAGACAGCGGUGACGGAUGGUGCCGGAGAAAUGGCCGAGGGUGACGGACAGAUGUCGGACAGUGCCAGCUACGGUGGAGAUAGUGUGGGCAGGACGAGAGGGUAGCGAACAGCUGAGCGAGGUCCGGAUGUAGUGUUAGCGCCGUCCGUCCGACCGGCCGGCCUGUAGAGGACAGAGUGGUCUGCUAGAGUUCACCGCUGAGUGGAAGGAUUCAGGAUACCGUACCCAGGGUAUCAUCUGUCUGGAGAUGCGAUGUCUUACAGUCGGAGCCGUAUGCCAGGUCUGGGAUAACCGUCUCCGACCGCACACAGUCUGUGUGAUGGAGCAGCCAUCGACACUGCGGCGCACAUUGCGAGUCAGCUACUGCAGCUUCAGGACUGGCCCGUCAACAAGGCGAGUCGGCCGGCGAGACUGAACUGUCAACAAGGCGAGUUGACAGCGGGACUGAACUGUCAAGGCAAGUCGGCCAGCGGGACUGAUCUGUCAUCAAGGCAAGUUUGGCUGCCUCCUCCCUGUCGGCGCAGCCCUUCGCUGCUUCUUCUGACACUUUCCUUCGAACGGCUCUCUCGUAUCGUUGUACGCAGUGUCUCACAGUUCAUUUUCCUCAUCGGCGUUUUUCGAUUGUAGUCUUCAGGUGAAAUUCGCUUCACAUACGACUCCAUGUUUUCUUCCGCAAGCGACCGGUACCAUUUCCAUCUUAAAGCUUUGACUGGGUGCUUCUCUUCGACACUAGUAGGACCUUGUCUCUUGCCGAUGGAGCGCGCCCCGGGUUCUCAUAACACUGAGAGCUCGGCGUCGCCUCUUUCGCCAAGGUCUGGGACCACCGCUGCUCCACCACAGUGCUAAGGAGAUCCGAAGCGGAGGUGAAGCGCUGCGGCUCCUUGCGCUUCACGAGCACUUGCUUCAUCUGGGCUCAGCUGAACUUCGUAGAAAGCCUGGAACAAAACAUGAAAUCCUUAUAUAUGCUUGGUUUCCGACCCCUCUGACAAUGAUGGCGACAUUAUGAUAUAACUACCAGCGGGUGACAACUGUCCUCAGAAUUCUUUAAUGGAAGGUUAGACGACGACUGAUAGCAAUGUUUGAUGCACUGGAUUCAGAUUGACGGUAAUGUCAUUAUCUGAUUUAGAAUUAUACGACCUUUCAUAAAUUACAUCUCCUUCUCACCGGCGUCCGGAAGGUACCGGCGAUAGUGGUGCGCGUCAUGGUCGAUGACUGACAUCGCCUUGCGGGUCGUGAACAUCGGCCUCCUGUGAUGUGAACAAGAACGUUUUUCGUCAACAUUUCUUGAUUUGUUGAAGUGAGCAAUACGCAAUCUCAAUAUUUGCUUUAAGCACGUUUCAAACAUUGUUAAGUUGUCAUUAAUCUGCAUACAAAAGUCACUCAUUUGUAUAUACCUAUGCACAUGCAACUUACUUGAAGUACACCCGUUUUGGGGUGUACCCCAGCGUGGUGCUGUGGUAGCUCUCCAGAGUCCACCCGUCCACUCGAGCCGUCCACCCGAGCCGUCCACCCGUCCACCAGAGAGAGCGGAGGACGCCAUCCACGCGCUUCAUCGUCUUGGUGCCGUACACCACUAUGCACAGGGUGCAGUGCGCGGGGCCGUCCUUCGCCAGCUGCCGCUCGUUGACGACGGCGGAGAGCUGCUCGGGAGCCAGUGGGCCGUGCUGGCACAUGGCCAGCAGCGCCUCCCGUACGAGUCCGGUGUGGCCCCUUCGUGGUCGUCGCAGACAUGGUUCAGGCACAUGGCCCAGUCUCUCUGAAAUGGAAUAUUGCCAUGUGCAACGCUCAGCCGAAAACCGUGACCUGAAAAGAUAAAUUGUUUCCAGUGAAACAUCAUUCGACAUUUAAUAAAACCACGUAUGUCCUUUCGUGCCCAUUAUGUGCCCAUACUUGUCCAUAUAUCGUGUGCCGCCCAAAUUUAGUACCUAAUAAUGACACUCCUGAAGGUAAUGCUGCUCUCCAUAUGCUCUCCGUAAACUUCCCUUUGACAUUGUACGCAUGACACUGGAAAUGAUUAUUGCAACCACUAACCAUGAAGUGCGACAUGCUCCCACCGGCGUGCUGCGCGCACCACCAGAAGUGGUUUUUGAUAGACUUAUCCACGCUGCCAGGGGUUUGGUUUCUCGCCUCCCAGAAGCCUCUCGCAGCUUCUUGGCGAGGUUUUUGGCUGCGUGCCACAUGUCAAUGGAAUACUCAACUGAUGGAAGCAGCUCCCUUGUAGUAAAGGCAAAAUAGAAACGGCCACCAUUCCAACUUUUGGUGUGAUAUAUUUCUCCGUUCCGCUGCGCUUGCAAAUGCAUGACUGGUGAAUGUGGGUCUGUGUAUUGUACGGUUAUACACCCGUCAUGCACUUUGGGUGCAGAUAACGCCCAACACCCCAUCUGCACCGGGCACCCGCACGGGACGGAGAAUGCUGAGAAGAAUCGAUGGAUGCAUCUGUAUUAAUAGACUUGGCAAAAACGCGGCGGCAGGGGACAAGACACGCCGUGCACGGCGUAAUGCACUGCGCGCGACCACUAUACGUACACGGCACCGUUAGCGGCGGCGGCUGCUGCGUAGACACUGCAGUUGUAUCUCGGUUACACCUUGCGGGCUACUUAAAUCCAUACAUUUGAACACACGGGCCCGACGCAACAUAUAUACAGAUACCACCCCGGUGGCACGCAACCGUCGGGAGUUGGGACUGCCGCUCCGCCGGCGAGGGCGGCGGUCCGAGAGCCCGGAUCUGAGACAGGCAGCUGACAGACAUGUGCCGCGAACCGCUAGGUAUUCGCGAUCAGCGGCGACCGGACACGUGACAAGAUCGGGCCGGGCUCGAAGCGUGGUGGUGAAGGGGGAGGCUGACGUUUUUGAGGAUGGAAUGGCGAGAGACAGCUGGGGACCGACGAAUGUUUGUGUGCUUGCUUAUGGCUUGAUGAACCCCAGGGUGCAGACGCCACCAGUACCAGCCGAGAACUGUAUUCAGCGAGCGGGGCGGCGGUGGCCCGGGCGGCCACAGCCCAGACUGCAUUUGAUACCGGCGCCGGCU
Molecule: messenger RNA, 4335 nt
Organism: Amphibalanus amphitrite
Lineage: Eukaryota; Metazoa; Arthropoda; Thecostraca; Balanomorpha; Balanidae
Product: tRNA pseudouridine synthase-like 1
Exons: 8
Coding region: 186-1412 (408 amino acids)
Biological process (GO): tRNA pseudouridine synthesis
Molecular function (GO): pseudouridine synthase activity; RNA binding
Source: RefSeq, a predicted model, not a curated record